Messenger RNA from Andrographis paniculata, 2781 nucleotides. RefSeq names its product 5-methyltetrahydropteroyltriglutamate--homocysteine methyltransferase. The transcript has 11 exons. Bases 88 to 2385 code for a protein of 765 amino acids. NCBI's taxonomy places the organism in Eukaryota, Viridiplantae, Streptophyta, Magnoliopsida, Lamiales, Acanthaceae. Gene Ontology annotation, molecular function: zinc ion binding; 5-methyltetrahydropteroyltriglutamate-homocysteine S-methyltransferase activity. The record is from RefSeq and is a predicted model, not a curated record.
GUCUGGCCAUUCCGUUCUCUCUUCUGCUUUGUUUGCCUUCGAAGGAAGCAAUUCCGUAUCUGCUCCGACCGUUAUUCUCACAAGAAAAUGGCAUCUCACAUUGUUGGGUAUCCCCGGAUGGGCCCCAAAAGAGAGCUGAAAUUUGCUCUGGAAUCCUUCUGGGAUGGCAAAAGCAGUGCUGAGGAUUUGGAAAAGGUUGCUGCUGACCUCAGGGCAUCCAUUUGGAAGCAGAUGUCCGGCGCCGGUAUCAAGUACAUUCCCAGCAACACAUUCUCAUACUACGAUCAGGUGCUUGAUACAGCUGCAAUGCUUGGUGCUGUUCCCCCGAGAUAUGAUUGGACUGGUGGUGAGAUUGGUUUUUCCACGUACUUUUCCAUGGCUAGAGGAAAUGCUUCUGUUCCUGCCAUGGAAAUGACCAAGUGGUUUGACACCAACUACCACUUCAUCGUCCCAGAAUUGGGACCUGAUGUUAGAUUUUCAUAUUCAUCCCACAAAGCAGUUAAUGAAUACAAAGAGGCUAAAGCGCUUGGCAUUGAUACCGUUCCAGUGCUUGUUGGCCCCGUUACAUUUUUGUUGCUAUCGAAACCUGCCAAGGGUGUUGAGAAAACUUUUCCCCUUCUCUCUCUCCUUGACAAGAUUCUUCCAAUCUACAAGGAAGUUAUUGCUGACCUUAAGGCAGCUGGUGCCUCAUGGAUCCAGUUUGACGAGCCCUCGCUGGUUUUGGAUCUCGAGUCUUACCAGUUGGAAGCAUUCACCAAGGCUUAUGCAAGCCUGGAAUCAUCUGUUUCCGGCCUUAAUGUCCUAAUCGAGACUUACUUUGCUGAUGUACCAGCAGGUGCAUACAAAACACUCACCUCGCUGAGUGGAGUUUCUGGUUUUGGUUUUGAUUUGGUUCGUGGAACCAAGACCGUCGAUUUAAUCAAGGGUGGAUUCCCUUCUGGGAAAUACCUCUUCGCUGGACUUGUCGACGGAAGGAACAUUUGGGCAAAUGAUCUUGACGCAUCUCUUGCUACACUGAAGUCUCUCGAAGGCAUCGUUGGAAAGGACAAGCUUGUCGUGUCUACCUCAUGCUCGCUUCUCCACACUGCUGUUGAUCUGGUUAACGAGCCUAAGCUGGACCAAGAAAUCAAAUCCUGGCUUGCAUUUGCAGCACAAAAGGUCGUCGAAGUAAAUGCUCUCGCAAAAGCAUUGAGUGGACAGAAGGAUGAGGCAUUCUUCUCUGCCAAUGCUGCCGCUCAGGCUUCUAGGAGAUCGUCGCCGAGAGUAACUAACGAAGCUGUUCAAAAGGCUGCUUCCGCUUUGAAGGGCUCGGAUCAUCGCCGGGCUACGAAUGUUAGUGCUAGGCUUGAUGCCCAACAAAAGAAGCUUAACCUUCCCAUCCUCCCUACCACCACCAUUGGCUCUUUCCCGCAGACCAUAGAACUCAGACGAGUGCGCCGCGAAUACAAGGCCAACAAGAUCUCCGAGGAGGAGUACAUCAAAUCCAUCAAAGAGGAGAUCAACAAAGUCGUCAAGCUUCAGGAAGAUCUCGACAUCGAUGUUCUUGUUCAUGGAGAGCCCGAGAGAAACGACAUGGUGGAGUACUUUGGAGAGCAAUUGUCCGGUUUCGCCUUCACCUCGAACGGAUGGGUGCAGUCCUAUGGAUCCCGUUGUGUGAAGCCGCCAAUCAUUUACGGCGAUGUGAGCCGCCCCAAGCCAAUGACUGUCUUCUGGUCCACUGCGGCCCAGAGCAUGACCAAGCGCCCCAUGAAAGGAAUGCUCACCGGCCCCGUCACUAUUCUCAACUGGUCUUUCGUGCGCAACGACCAGCCUAGAUUUGAAACCUGCUACCAGAUCGCAUUGGCCAUUAAGGAUGAGGUCGAGGACCUGGAAAAGGCGGGCAUCACUGUGAUCCAAAUCGACGAGGCUGCUCUGCGUGAAGGACUGCCUCUGAGGAAAGCCGAGCACGCGUUCUACCUGGACUGGGCUGUCCACUCCUUCAGAAUCACCAACUGCGGCGUGCAAGACAGCACUCAGAUCCACACGCACAUGUGCUACUCGAACUUCAACGACAUAAUCCAGUCGAUCAUCAACAUGGACGCGGACGUGAUCACGAUCGAGAACUCGCGGUCGGACGAGAAGCUGCUGUCGGUGUUCCGGGAGGGGGUGAAGUACGGGGCGGGGAUCGGGCCGGGGGUGUACGACAUCCACUCGCCGCGGAUCCCGUCGACGGAGGAGAUUGCGGAGAGGAUCAACAAGAUGUUGGCGGUGCUGGAGUGGAACGUGGUGUGGGUGAACCCGGACUGCGGCCUCAAGACCCGCAAGUACGCCGAGGUCAACCCCGCCCUCCAGAACAUGGUCGCUGCCGCCAAGCACAUCAGGACCAAGCUCGCCAGCGCCAAGUGAAGUGAAUGAUCGACUUAGUGAAGUAAGUCACAACUCUCUCUCUCUCUCUCUCUGUGCUCUCCAUCUAUCUAUCUAUAUCAUAUAUCUAUAAUAUAUAUAUAUAUAUGUAUGUGGUUUUUUUUUUUUUUUUUUAUGAUUGAAAUUAUAGUAAAAUAAUUUGGGGAAUGGGUGGGGAGCCAAUUUCAUUUCAUACCCAAGUUAUGGAGGAUUCAUGUGUGUUUUCAUUCUGUUUUUGUCCCUCCCCUCCCCUCCUUCCCUCGCUCUACUUUAUUACUAUUAUUUAGAUAUAAGCUGAAAUAAGAAAAAAAUUACUUCUAACAUAUAAUGACGCAUAUAAUAGAAAAAAAAAGAUUGUAGCAUAUAAAUUAUGUAAAUACAAUUAGAGCUGUUAAACAA